GUGUGUGUGUGUGUGUGUGUGUGUGGUAUUUAUAUGUUACUUAUUCAUAACAUGCUAAACAAUAUCAGCAAGCAAAAUCAAAUGUAUUCAUCAUUCAGGGAAAAUAUUUAUCAAACGCCAGCUUUCAAUGCCACAUAGAUGAAACAAAGCUAACUACGUAGUAUCCAGUUUAGAUUUAAAUACAACAUAAACUGUACCUCACAUAAAGCAAACUGUAUCAUUGGCUUACCUCAUCAAUUGCCUCUAAGUUCCAGCCAAUCACAGUGGUCCCAGGAAAUGUAAAUGUUAGUCUAAAGUCAGAAUCAUUCACUUCAGUGAGUCCAGCGUUGGUUCAGCAUCAAACUAUGACCAUGUUUUUAGCAAUGACGAUUCUGAGUACUGCAUUGCUGAUUCAGACCCAAGAGGAUCCUCAAUCACUCUAUUUGAAAGAAGCUAAACUUGGAGAUACUGUCACUCUGGAUUGUACAGUUUUGAAAGACAAGAAUAUUAAUGAAGUGUUGAACUGGUAUAAGCAAUCUCUGGGAUUUAAUCCCCAAAUGGUAGCUAGCAGAUAUUAUACAUCAAAGAUUAAACCGUCCUUUACGUUGAGGGUCACAGUGGGAGAAGGAAGUAACUUCAAUUUGACAAUCACCAACGUUAAAAAAGAGGAUGAAGCAAAUUAUUUCUGUAAUCAAGGAAGUUACCAAAAAAACCUUUGGAAAAAUGGUGUUUUCCUGACAGUCAAAGAUCAAAAUUACCAGAGGUUUGUCUCCCAGACUGUGGUCCAACAGCCUGUGUCAGCAUCAGCUCAGCUGGGAGACCCUGUGGCUCUCCAGUGCUCUAUUACCUCCCAGAGGACGGACCCCAGUAACCAGUGCCAAGGGGAACCCAGUGUGUACUGGUUCAGAUCAGGACCAUCUCACCCUGCUGCCAUUUACAUGAAUGGAAACAGGAGUGGUGAAUGUCUGAAUAGUUCUGGGCCUCCGUCGGCUCCACAGAGCUGUGUCUACACUCUCCCGAAGAACAAUGUAGACUCCUCUGAUGCUGGGACUUACUACUGUGCCCUGGCAGCAUGCGGGGAAGUUGUGUUUGGAAAUGGAACCAAACUGGAAAUAACAGAACCGUACAUUAAUCCGGUUACGAUGGUGCUUGGAAUUCUGUUGGUUUGCUGUCUGGUUGGGAAUAUAAUCCAGUUCGUAACCAGAAAUAAAAAGCAAGUUUGUGAGCAUUGCAAAGGAAAUCCCAGUGCCUUCUACCAUGUUUCACAUGCCUCAGUGAUUCAAGAACAACAGGACGGGGAAACGGAUUCCUUGAACUACGGAGUGUUGGAGUUCUCUGGCAGAAAAACCAAAGGAAGGCAGAAGAACAGUGAAAGAACUCAGGAGUGUCUGUAUUCUGCUUUGAGAGAAACCGGCCAAGAAGUCCAUCAACCAGGUCCUAAUAUAGUUUUUAUAUAAUUCCUCAAUGUUGUGAUCCAGUUCAGGUGUGGUAAAUUGCUCAAGGUUUAAAAAGUGAAAGCUUAAGAUAAGAUAAUAAGCUCAAAUAUAACCUUAUAACCCUGGAAGGUGGUUUAUUUCAAACUAUGUAUUUUAAAUGUGGAUGAACCCUUACCCAGAUACAUUUCUAUUUUAGAGCUUAUAGAAACUUUCAGGCAUUGCUGUUUACAAAUAGAGCUAAGCAUUGUGUUAAAUGUUCACAAAAAUAACUAAACAACAUAACUAACGAAUUAGAUCAGAUACAAUUAUUUAGGGUGAAAGAAAACAUUAUGUAAAAACUAAAGAUAAUGUAAUGUAAACUGAUAUUAGUUGGAAUCGACAAAUAAAUUGUGAUCUUCACGGUAUGAGCUCCAUCCUCUAAACAACUCAGUUAGACUGACUGCUUUGUUGGAAAAGUACUGGGAAAAUAAUUGCAAAUAAUGUUAUAAAAAUAACGCUUUGAAAUGUUCAUUGUUUUUCAUUUAAAGUCAUGGCUGCCACAAUUAUGUUAAGUGAUACAGCAUGUGAUUGGUGACUAUUUACAAUAACUACAACAAUCUAGGAUGUAAUAAAGGCAGGAAAGAGAGGACCCCUAUUUUACUAGCCUGGCUAUUGCCAGACCAAGCUCGGUCGUAGAUUGCACGUUGGUCUGGGGAAGCUGUCAUUUUCUUCAGAACAAGAGGCGUGAUCAAUGGGCCUAGUUCAAAUGACUCUGUACGCAAUUGGUUGCUUGAAGUCGCUUCCCUGUCAUCAUUGUGUCAAACCAGGCAAUAGCACGCCAGGGGGAGAAGCCAGCUUGGAGGUUGGCUCCCGCAAAAACGUAUCGCAACUAGCAAGAAAUGCAUUGCUCUUCUCCAGACCCUUCUGCAGGGCGAACUCAAAUCGCCCAGCAGAAUGGGCGGGGCGACUUGAUGAGCCAUUUCAAAAUAUAUCCCUUUUUGAUAACACAAUGUGGGCGUAUCCAACCAGCUGGAAGGGUUUGACUGGUGGACGGCAUCAACUGGUAGGCUAGAGUUGAUUUUCAUAUAUCUUAACUGACAGCUCAAACUCAUGUCAAAAGUAUUUUUGGCUACUGACAUUAGGUUAUAUAUUUAUUAGGGCAGUGGUUCUCAAACCUUCUAUACAGCUUACCGCCUCAGAAAAUAUUUGUUUCCCCAAGUAGCAACAUUAUGACCAACGUUAAAAAAUAUAACAAAAUACAGUAGUGUAGGCCUGCCCUAUUUAUCUACGCACAUUUCAUGCAGGAGGUACAUUUAUACAUGGACCCUUUUCCAGAAAAGGGUCCUAUGCUCCCCGGUUUGUAUUGCUACAGGGGAACAUAGGACCCUUUUUGUGAAAAACGGGGAACAUAGGA
This is a messenger RNA of Gadus morhua (Atlantic cod), 2808 nucleotides long. RefSeq lists its product as uncharacterized. Gene Ontology annotation, biological process: response to bacterium. Bases 345 to 1436 code for a protein of 363 amino acids. Lineage: Eukaryota; Metazoa; Chordata; Actinopteri; Gadiformes; Gadidae. The transcript is spliced from 6 exons. The record is from RefSeq and is a predicted model, not a curated record.